UUUUGAGGUUGCGAUAACAUAGAGUAAUUAUAUUUUCAACUUCAACCCUUUGAAAAAGGCAAAAAGAAUCACCAACAUGAAUCAGGGUUUUAAGUUCCUUAGGUUACUCUCCCAAAACAAUCCUGUUUCAAAUUCCCAGAUAAGAAAUUAUGCUUUCAAGAGUAAUUUGAAAAUUAAAUGGGUUCGGCCUGCCAAAAUACCAUGUUUUGUUCCUGAAAAAUCGGGUGAUCUCGAAGGCUUGCCUCAAAUAGAUAAAACUCAGAUAAGGGAUGAAUUCAAACAUUGUCAUGAAUUGGAAACAGCUAAUGAAUUGGUAAAGAAACUAUUCACAUAUGAGUUUGCACCAAGGCGAUCAACAGUUGCACAUGUUAUAAAAUCAACUGCGGACAGAGUAAGGAGACAUAAGAAUGAUAAUGGUUCUCAUGAAGUGACUAUUGCUAAGUGGACAGGUGUAAUUCGAGCAUGGCAAGAAACUAUGGAAAGAUUUCCUCGUAACACCAGACUAAAGGUUCAUUUGAAAGAAUUAAUAGAUAGAAGAAAAAAAUAUCUGAAAUAUUUACGCAGAUGGGAUUAUAAGAGAUUUGAGUGGGUACUUGAUAAUUUAAACUUGAAGUAUAAGCCAAUGCCCUUAGAUGUUCAUUGGGUAACAAGAAAAGAUUCUUUGAGGAAACUCACAGAUAAGUAUUGUGAGGAUCUUAAAAAAGAAAAACUAGAUAAAUUGAAGCUCCAGUUAGAAGCAGAACAGCCUGCAUUUCUAGAGGAAAAAAUUCGUUGCCUAGAAUUCAUUCGGGACGAAGAAAAAGCCUGUGGGAUUGAAACAACCAUAAAUCAAGUAGAAAUCGAUGAUGUAAAACUGAAACUGGAAGUCCUGCAAAAGAGAAAUAUGGAGAGGAAAAAAGAACUAGAAGAAAUGGAUUUAUGAGACAAUAAUCUCAUUAGAAUACCCUUUUGAAUUUCAAAUAUAAUUUUUUAUUUGUCAGUGCAUUAUAUAGUUACUCUGUAUUAAAAUAUUUCCUCAG
Messenger RNA from Coccinella septempunctata (seven-spotted ladybird), 1019 nucleotides. It is a transcript of the gene bonsai, whose product is annotated as 28S ribosomal protein S15, mitochondrial. The coding region runs from base 77 to 922 and encodes 281 amino acids. Lineage: Eukaryota; Metazoa; Arthropoda; Insecta; Coleoptera; Coccinellidae. Gene Ontology annotation, biological process: translation. Gene Ontology annotation, cellular component: ribosome. The record is from RefSeq and is a predicted model, not a curated record. Gene Ontology annotation, molecular function: structural constituent of ribosome. The transcript has a single exon.